Molecule: messenger RNA, 6105 nt
Organism: Synchiropus splendidus (mandarinfish)
Lineage: Eukaryota; Metazoa; Chordata; Actinopteri; Syngnathiformes; Callionymidae
Gene: zcchc24
Product: zinc finger, CCHC domain containing 24
Exons: 4
Coding region: 251-970 (239 amino acids)
Molecular function (GO): zinc ion binding; nucleic acid binding
Source: RefSeq, a predicted model, not a curated record
UCUUCCACCGUCCCGCUGCAUUAAAGGAGGCAGAGAGCGGAGCAUGGGGAGCUGGGAGAGAACUUUCUACACUGACAUGCCAGCGCAAUGAACUCUGAGUAAGUGGGACGAGGCUCCCGGCGUACGGAGGUCAGGCCACUUUUGGGGACGAUUAAAUGAGCGCUUGACAUCUGUCCGGUGGGGAACCGGGACGAAGAAGCAGCAGAGUCCGAGAGAGCAGCAGCGUAGCUUCAGCCAUUUGACUUGAAAGAUGAGCUUGCUGUCUGCCAUAGACACCAGCGCCUCCGUGUACCAGCCAGCGCAACUUCUCAACUGGGUCUACCUCUCUUUACAAGACCCCCACCAGACCAGCGCCUUCGACGCGUUCAGACCCGACCCCAACUCGUCCCACCCGGACCUGAACUUCAGCAAGACCCCCGCGUCGGCGGACUUGAGCCCUUCCCUGAACUCCAACUAUCUCAACAACUACUUCCAGCUGCAGCGGAAUGAGGCCCUGAACAACAAUGUGUACAAGAACGUCUCUCCCUAUGGCUCCUUGAAUAACAUCGUGGAUGGACUCAACUCCCUGACGGACCACUUCUCAGACCUCUCCCUUUCAUCCGAGCCAAGAAAGCCCAACAAAAGACCUCCACCUAAUUACUUGUGUCAUUUGUGCUUCAACAAGGGCCACUACAUCAAAGACUGUCCCCAGGCGAGACCAAAAGGGGAAGGACUGACACCUUACCAGGGGAAGAAGAGAUGCUUUGGGGAGUACAAGUGCCCCAAAUGUAAGAGGAAGUGGAUGAGUGGCAACUCGUGGGCCAACAUGGGACAAGAAUGUAUCAAAUGUCACAUCAACGUCUACCCACAUAAACAGCGGCCCUUGGAGAAGCCAGAUGGCCUGGAUGUCUCCGACCAGAGUAAAGAACACCCUCAACACCUCUGUGAGAAGUGCAAAGUCCUAGGCUACUACUGUCGCCGCGUGCAAUAAUUCCUCUGGUCGCAGAGCAACGCUGGUGCUCAUCCCACACCAGCCGACGACUCCGGAAACUCCCUCCUGUCUCCUCCCUUCACUGCAACCUCAAACCUGAACUCUUUCCGAAAGAAUUAUUACCUAUGUCACCACCCGCGCGUGAACCACAGACGACGACAGUAUUAGAAACAAAGUGCUCUUAUUAAGGAAGCAAAAAAAAAAAAUCUGUGUUUACGUAGAAUCUUCGACGAAUCCUCGUUCUGAAAUAGAAUACCUCAUUUUGGGGUUGUUGGCUUUAUGUUUACAAAAACGCCUUCCAUUUCCCAGUGAACAUCACAGCGGGCUGGUUGACAUUCACAAGGCCUUUUUUGUCAUUUCUGUCCGAACUUGGGUCAACAGCACAUUUGAAUAACUGUGAAUGAACUGAGGGAUAAUAAUGUGGCGGACAUCCCCAGCUAACAUUUGGCCUAUUUAUUUUGCGUUUUGUCUCGAGUGCAAUUAACAAGGACAGAAAGAAAUAUUGCUUUUGUAUGCUUGUACACAACGGUAUUGUGAAACGGUGUCUUUUAGGAACUACUGUAGGUUUAGUUGCCUGACAUUAGCGCGGAUGAUAGCAUUAGCGCAUUGCUAUCUGCCUUAUCGGAGGGGGGGUAGCGAAAACAAUAAGUAGCAUCAGGAAGCGUUUUUUUUUCCCCUCAGUGCUCACAGAUAUAGUGGGUAUCUUGUAGAGUCUAAGUGCCAAACUGGACAUGCAUCCUCUUCUAGUUAUAUUCAGUGUGACUGUUCAUGCAAACUCUAUGUGCUUUAUGAUGAUCAGUGUUUUGGUAUUUCCAUGACUCCCAAUUGAUGAGUUUUUUUGAAGGCAACACAAACACUUGACUUGUCCUAUGCUUGCAGCCUGAUAGUAUUUUAACACACUGUGAUAAAUGGUUUAAACCAAAACUCCUUCAGAAGACGCUAGAACAGCCUUUAAACACGUAACUACACAAAGUUAUGCCAAAGUAUUGCAGUAGAUCUUAUGAGAACAAAACGGAACAAGCGUUUGAAUGUCAUAACCCAUUUAUUUGGCAUUUUAAAAGCAAACUGAGAAGAUGUUUUGUCCGAUGAUGGAGGUGCGACUCCACUAAUUCAAUUCAGGGUUGAUUCUUUGGCGACACGUUGAGUUCAGUGGAGUAUUUCCCUGUCGAAGUGGAGUCGCGUGGUUUCGCAGUUCUUGUUUUCUAUGAGGCGUUUGUAUAGAGUCACAUCCGGACUGGAACUGACUCGUCUUUUCAGAGUUGAGUCAGAACCGCUGAGAAUCCUCAGAGAGAAAAAAAAACAGGAGAUGGCAGAGAAGAUAUUCAAGCGCACGGUGCCUUGGCAGCAGCCUCAGCGAAGUCGGUGAAGCAAGAUGGAAACAUUUUUAGGAGCGUUCCGUCUUCCAAACUAUGCACGACAGCUGAUUGUGGUGUAAACACGGAGCGGGAGGGAGGAGGACGGGGCUGGCCCAAAACACACAUUUUUGGUCUCGCGAACGAGGAGGCAACAUACACAUGCUGUGAUUUCGGGAGGGCGGCGCCUCGCGGAUAUGUAGAAGGUCAUGGUUUAUUAAGUUUACCAUGAGCUGGCGGAUUUUUGAUGCCUGCCCCGGAGUUUGAAUACUGGACCUCAUCCGGAAGUUUUCUGCAUCAGCCUCUCAGUAAUCCUAUGUGCCUUAUACAGAGAACGUACCUGCAAAGUUUGAGAAGUUUGGACCUGGAAAUGUCAUUUAAAAGAGCCAGAGUAAGUUAAGAGAAGGACGUUGGUGUGGAAACUGGUUAACCUUAAGUACUAUAUAUGUAUGUUGGUGAGAAUGAAGUUUGUCCUUAAAAAUAACAGGUUGAUUUCUAACUAGCUCAUAGAAACUGAAGGCAGGUGUUGACUGGUGUCAGUGGGAACUGAGCGCACAACACCAGUAGCCACAACACCAUCAGACCAUUCAUUCUGAGGAUACUGGUUUGUGUUGUCCAGUUCUGAAGAAGGGCUCUCUGUUCUCCUCUAGUUGGUCAGGAGGCUGACGGAUUGUGAGUUCAACCUGAUUGUAGGAAUCUUAGUACUGGAGCACAAAAACUGUGUUCAAUCUUUGUGCUUUUGUAUGCGUUGUUUAGCUUGUUAUGCUAGCUCCUACUGAGGCGCUAGCUUGAGCUAGCUACUGUGGUAUCUUGUGCUUCAACUUAUUUGUGUGGUUUAAUAUUGUCUGUCGCUUUGGUUAAAGGAUAACAGUAAAUGUGCGUUGUAAGAGGAGACACCCGAGAUGUCGUUCGUAUCAAAUAUUUUAUAUCAGAAAGUUAGCUGUUGUCGUGCCUUUGUGUGUAGUUUGAUGACUUAAAGAUUAGACCAAACUGUGUGCACAAGUACACAAAAAAUGCAAGCACUGCAAUGACUGAAUUUAAAAAUGAUUUGGAUGAAAUUUAGAUUGGUGAAAUUUAGAAAAUACAGGGAAGAGAAAUAUGUGAAUAAGGCUCACAUGGCGCAGCACUGCGUUGUUGUUUGCUCAGGCGUUUGUAGUGAGGAAGAAGUGAAGGGUACAUGUGAGCUGGAUACGUGUUGGCUUUACUGAACAAACAAAACUAUCUUUUGUAGCGGAGAUUCGCUCGCACAGUUCCUAACUCAGGAAUCUCUCCCCCCUGACUGACUCUCAUCCUGGUUUUCCAAGGCUGUCAUCAUGAGACCUGGUUUCUUCUGAUCGUUUUAUAUCAUUACCUUCACGCGUCAAUGGGUGUGAUUUGCUUCCCUUGGUCUCAAGGUUCACGUUUAAAUAGCUGGAAACAUCUCAGUAUUCCCUACUCGAUCGCUCAUGAACAUGCUAGCUUCAGUUGGGGCUCCCCCAAAUGCUGAGGUCCCACUCCCAAGCUCCGGGAUGCAUCUCAGUAGGGUUUUUACUACUCCUUCACUUUGAAAACGUACCUCACUCCACUGAAUAUCAAGUGGUCCGGACCAGUGAAAAGCUCAUUGCAACCAGCAUCCAAAACACAGACCCACAACUGAGCCCUGUCUGGUGGAGCAGGAAUUGCUCUUCUCUUUCCACCCAGUAACAACCUGGCCCCGGAGCAUGAGUUUUUGUAAACAUUGGGAACAUUUUAAUAUUCUUCACAGAACACAAAUUGGUAACAGAAAGGUUCUUUUAAGAUGAAGUUCCGAGAAAUGUCAUGACGACUUCCUGACACAGUGAAUUUCAUAGGGCGACACAAUUGUCAGCAGAAAUUGUCAGUUAACUUUUGUUAAUAAGAUGUUUAAGUCAUCAAUGGUUUGGUAAAACAUAAUAGUUGGUCGUGAGGAAAUACAGAACUGAAAAUGUGGAAAUGAUCAUUCAAUUUGAAGGGACAGCGCUAUAAGGGAACCCUGGGUUUUAACCUCUUCAUGGCUUCAACCUUGGAUUUCUGCUCAUAUCAGUGGCACUAGAAAUGAAACGCUUUGAUUCAUAGAGUGAAUUAAAUAUGGCCAUUCUGUUUUAGUGUGAAUAUGAAAGGUUAUCCUGGCUGACAACCAGGUAGGCGCACUAGAUGUUCAGAAACAGACUGAUCCAGGACCAGAGCAGGAAGUCAAAAUUGGAAUUUCUCGUAACAGUGUUGACAUCAAUUUGAACUCUACCAACGCAGGUUAGUGUGGUGAAAAGGAGCAGUGGCCCCUCACCGAUGACCCUCAUGUGACCUUCAUGGCUAACUUUACCGGCAUUUAUGGUUAUUAGUGAGUUAGUGAGCAAGACUGGCCAGACCCCUCCCCCCACCCACUGUCAUAUCGCCCUGACAUCAACAGGGUUGUUUGGAGGCCUCGUGACAGCAACAGUGUCAACGUGAUUGACAAGAGUGAGACGGGAGAUGUAGCGAUAAACCGUGCGAUCGGGUCAAUUGAAAUGGCAAAACCACCGAAUUGAAAAAAAAAAAAAAAAAAAAGCCUUGGAUCACAUUAUACUUGACUUUUCUAGUUUUCAGUACAAAUUUUCUACAAAACAAGAUGUGUAUUUUAGAACACGAGUUAGAUGUUGACAUUUUUUUAAAGCAAUCUGCAAAAGCUCCGGAGAUAUUUCCCCGACGACGUUUGUAUAUAUUUGAUGUCCGUGGACGAUGAGUGAAGAAGGGCCUAUUUGUUGAACUGGGAGUCUUUUUGUUUUUGUUUUUUUUUGGUUAAUGUUUUACAAUAACCGAAGGUAUUAUCCUGCAGAAAUAUUUAUGGAAGAAUUUUUUACAACUCUUAUUUUGUAUAGAAUAUGCACAGAAGUUACACAACGAAGGAAAUAUUGAUGUCGACAUAGAAUAUUAUUAAAAAAAAUGUUGGUACAUACAUUUAAAAGCCAUUGUAUUAUUUGUUUCUUGUUAUGAAAUAACCCACAGUGUUCAUCCUUUGAUAAACAUUGAUGAUAUAUAUAUACAUAUAUAUAGAAAUCUAUGUCUGAUUAAUCACAUGUAUUCAUUUUAACGUGUUAACAUGCAGAUUUGUUCUAUUUACUGAUGGAUACUCACCACUGUUUAUUAAACUGUGACAUGUAGUUUGCUGGAAACAGCGACAACAAGAAACUAUUAUAAAAAUGUAGAGUGUGUGUGAGACAAAGAACUAUUUUACAGUUUGCAUGUGCAUGUGUUUGGUUUCUCAAGAGUUACUAUGUGCAAUGUAAACUUUAUUUAAAUAGGUAAUGGUAGUUUUUUUUUCUUUUUCUUUGCCCUGAAGUAUUUCAUUUCCCGCUAUGGUCGCCUCUAGGAAUACUCAUUUACUGAAUGUAGCGUGUUUCGUGGUCAAGUGUGUUUGCGUUCUCUGCCGUCUUUGUCACUUGCGAUGUUUGUAAUGGAAUAUUUCAAUAAUGUCAUAACUACAAUGGACAGAAGGCAGGCGUGAGGGUGGAGAGCGUGCCUUCCACCGCACGUCUGUUUCUCAUGUCCAUGAAACGGCAUUCCAAAAUGUGCCUUAUUUGUUAGUUGGGAAAGCGUUUUAAGUGCUGUCAAGAGUUUGAUGAAUAAAAGUUAUAUUGAAUUAGGAAGGAUGGUUUGUGUGGUUUUAUUUGUUUGAGUGGGCGCAAUUGUUGUUACCAGAAACUGGGAGGCGUUUGCUUUCUGUCAGAAUCAACUAAACUGUUUUCUGGGAGUUUCUGUCUGGGACGUGUUUCAGGAAGUCUUUGUGUUCAAAUGUUAAAUACGCGUGCA